Lachnellula hyalina is the source of this 474-nucleotide messenger RNA. RefSeq lists its product as uncharacterized. Lineage: Eukaryota; Fungi; Ascomycota; Leotiomycetes; Helotiales; Lachnaceae. The record is from RefSeq and is a predicted model, not a curated record. The coding region runs from base 1 to 474 and encodes 157 amino acids. The transcript is spliced from 2 exons.
AUGGGACUCCUUGGAGGUGUCGAAAUGGGCCUCUCCUAUAUCGCACACUCUGUCUUCCGCUUCAUCCAACUGGUCCUCGCCCUCACGGUCUGUGGUCUCUACGGUGUUGAUCUGCAUGCGGCCAAUAAGGAGCAUAAAUACAGCGACGGGAAAUGGGUCUACGCAGAAGUGACCGCCUCCCUCUCAGCCGUCACGGCGCUCCUCUACCUCAUCCCCUUCGUCUCGCGCAUCGGGCUCCUCUUCAUCUGGGACACGAUCCUGUUUAUCCUCUGGAUUGCCUUGUUUGGCGUGUUUGGCAAUAUGUAUAUCCAUGAGCGUGCUGAGGGGGAUGGGGGCGUGCAGCGCAUGAAGAACGCGGUGUGGGUUGAUUUGGUUAAUGCGCUGUUGUGGCUGUUUAGCGCGGUGGGCAUGGCGGUGUUUUGGGCAAGGAGUAGGGGCGGGAGGAGUAGGUGGACGGGGAGGGCUGCUGUUUAG